AAAGACGACCUCAGCCACUCGACACUGACCCCACUUCACCGCUGCGUCAUCAGCUCUCAAGUCUCGUCCGAGGCCAUUGAUCCGUAUCCAGCAUACUUGAUCGUGGUCCGUUCCUUGCACUGCCAGCAGUUCGCCAACGUUCCGACUUCAUCCCGCGUGCGACUCGUCGUCAAGCCGACUCACCUCUCUUGUAAACACACCACAACCGAGUCCCGUGCGACGCAUAUCUGCCGAUCAAGGAUCUCGGAUACAUGAGCGGCGUCGCGACCAAGCAGACCACUGACUUGGCCGGGAGUAAGAGACACAGUCUCUCCGGUCAGGGUGGAUUGCUGAAUCGGAUGUUUGGCAGUUCUGGCAGCGGAAGCAACCAGGCCAUCAACACCAACAACACUACCUCGGUCAGUGCAGACGGAGCCAGCGCGGAGUCUCCCCAAAGUCCCAACGCCAUCGUCAACAGCGGCGCGAGUGCUGUCUCGGAAGACCAGAACGACGUCGCCGGCGAAAUGCAAAGCCCAACGCGCAAGCAGGCAGAGGACAGCACAUCGACGGAAAAGAAGCGACGGAGCAGCGGUGUUGGCCGCGCUCGCGACUUAUUCAGCAGUGCGAAACAAUCGCUCUCGAACAGUCUCAGUGCGAAUCCCAACGCCGGUGACAAGUCGGGUCUCAACCAGCAAACUCCCAUGCAAAAGCUAGGAAAGUAUGACCCGGCGCUCAUUGUGCCUCAGGGCUCUUUGAACAACUCUGCCGGGGAGUCGGUACCGGGUCCUCGAUCGACUUUCCGCGUCGGUGUGACCGAAGACAAGAACAAGAAGUGCAGACGCACCAUGGAGGACACCCACGCAUACUUGUACAAUUUUCUCAGCACUCCUGCGCCGGCUUUGGAGAGCGAGACCAAGGGCCUGUCCCUAAUCAAGACGUUGACCAGAGAUUCCGUCCGAUCCACGAACAGCCUGAGCAGAACCAUGACAAAUCAAGAGGUGGUGGAGACCGACAACGGAUACUUUGCCAUUUUCGACGGCCAUGCGGGUACUUUUGCGGCAGACUGGUGCGGUAAGAAGGUACACAUCCUACUGGAGGAGAUCAUUCGCAAGAAUCCAAACACUCCGAUACCCGAAUUGCUAGACAUGACCUUCACUUCGGUCGAUCACCAAUUGGAGAGGCUUCCCUUGAAGAACAGCGGAUGCACAGCUGUCACAGCAGUGCUUCGAUGGGAGGAUCGGAUACCGAACCCUCAGUCCGCCACGGGUUCCACUGCGAUCGCCCCUGCAGCUGCAGCUGCCGCAAGGGAGGGAGGCACAUCAUCGCCGGGUGGCGCUGAUAAUGUACCAGCUGCUGAGAGCAAGCUGAGAGAGAAUGCUUUUCGCCAGCGUGUCCUCUACACCGCCAAUGUGGGAGAUGCGCGAAUUGUGCUGUGCCGUAAUGGCAAGGCUCUUCGCUUGUCAUACGACCACAAAGGAAGCGACGAGAACGAGGGCAAGCGGAUCGCGGGCGCUGGUGGACUGAUCUUGAACAACCGUGUUAAUGGCGUGUUGGCAGUCACUCGCGCUCUCGGUGACGCCUACAUGAAAGAUCUGGUCACUGGCCACCCGUACACGACAGAGACUGUGAUUCAGCCGGACAUUGACGAAUUCUUGAUAUUGGCUUGUGACGGGCUUUGGGACGUGUGCUCGGAUCAGGAGGCGACGGACCUUGUUCGCAAUGUUCAAGACCCACAAGCUGCUUCAAAAGCACUGGUCGACCACGCCUUGGCUCGCUUCUCUACCGACAAUCUUUCCGUCAUGGUCGUGCGUUUCGACAACAAACUUUUACAAGAAACUCAAGAUGCGAAGGAUAAUCUGAUCGGAGUGGACGGCGAUCCACCUACCAAGGCGGAUGGUAUCAGUGAGGCGCAAGCUAUCGUCAGCGGCAUCCAAACGCAGGCCGAAGGCAGCGACUCGCCUCUCUCUCCAGUGACCACGAACGAGAUCAUGAACGAUGUGGAAGAAAAUCAAGAGCCGGGCCCGGAGUUGAAUGCGGCUGCUCUGGAGGCUGCGCGCAAGGACAAGAAGCCGGACCCUCAAGCUUUGGCCGAAGCAUCCAAAGCUCAUGAGUAG
Zymoseptoria tritici IPO323 is the source of this 2093-nucleotide messenger RNA. It is a transcript of the gene MgPP2CL-1, whose product is annotated as MgPP2CL-1, protein phosphatase 2C-like protein 1. Bases 252 to 2093 code for a protein of 613 amino acids. Gene Ontology annotation, molecular function: cation binding; protein serine/threonine phosphatase activity. The transcript has 3 exons. Gene Ontology annotation, biological process: protein dephosphorylation. NCBI's taxonomy places the organism in Eukaryota, Fungi, Ascomycota, Dothideomycetes, Mycosphaerellales, Mycosphaerellaceae. The record is from RefSeq and is a predicted model, not a curated record.